GAUUGGAAGGUUAUUGAAUUGUUCAAAAAAGGCUCAAUCGAAAAAAAGAUUGUUUAUCGUUAUAUAUAAAUGCUUCUUAAUCUUUCAUUUCAUUUUUAAACCUUUUUUUUUCACAAAAAUCAUAAAAAAUGGUUGUUAGGUUAAUGCAAUUAUUUACACUUUUAUUAUCAAUUGGUUUGUUGGCAGCGGUAAUUUUAAGUUUCAGUUUUGUGAAGCUUCCAGAUAUAAAACAGCAACCAGAUCGUCACACUGGAUAUCCGACAUGGCAUGGAGAGAUCGAAGGAUACAAUUAUGAUCAAAAUGAUGCAGUAAAUACAUUGACCGUUGUAUUGCUUGCAAUAACCGGUACUAUAGGCUUGAAGAUAGUUAAUCACCCUCCAACGAAUCAAAAACUUAUCACUCGCUUCUACACCAUUACUGAUGAUAGCGAUGCAGAUAUUAAUGGCAUACCAACGAUUGGUUUUAAUCGUUUACUUGUCCUUUAUGUCUGGACCACAUUUGCAACUGUUCUUUUUGCUAUAUUUGUUGAUGUAGGAAAAUUAUUUAGCGCAGUUGGAAUACUUCAUAAUGCAACUGAAAUGGCAAUUUUGACCUUGAUUGGAAAUGGUGGUAGAAUAAAGGGCGGAUCUUUAUUUGCUUGGUUAUUAUUUUAUAUCUUGUCCGCUAGUGCCGCUGUAAUCUUACUUGAUUUCCCUAAAGAUGCGGCCUUAUUUAAAUUCCAAGGUUUAAUUAUGGACAUUGCUUUAGUUAUUGAGUUCACACGCAUUUAUAUUUCCACAAAAGAACACAUUCGCGAAGCUGAAAGGGAUACCCUUCCCUCAUUGAAUCCUGAUGAAGACGAUAAUAAUAUUAACGAUAACACUCACGGUACUUACAUCCCAAUCUUACCAACUACAAUUGAAUAUCCUAAACAUCUUCUUGUUUUACUCCUUGCAUCGGGUAUCCAUCUUGCUGGAAACAUUUUGAACAUAUUGUUCUUCUCUAAGAAUACACCUUUACUUAUUUUUGAGCUCAGUUAUUCUACAGUUUUCCCAAUUUACGUUUAUUUUGUAUAUUUGGAUACUACAGCAACUAGUAUUUUACCGCAAAAACGUAUUUAUUUACCGUAUACACCUACAUGGAAAGCAAUUUUAAUAGCAAUUAAUUCAAUCACAUUAUCCUUAUUUUUCUUCCGAUUAAGUUUCUUAUUCUCUAACAAUUCUGAUUAGUUAAUGAUUGCCUAUAAGUUUCUUUAUUAGCUUUGUAUAAUGAUUUAUUAGGCCCAAUUUUCUCUUUUUAUUUUAGGAUUCCCAUUAUUUUCUUUUAAAUGACGUAUUGAGAUUCACAAUCUUACGAAAAUUCUAUAAUUCUAAUUCAGUUAUCAUGUAUAUUCUUGAGUUACAUUCUAAAUUUAAAAAAGGUUAUUCCAUAUACUGUAAGGGGUAAUUCACAAAUUAAAGUUUUUUUAUUUAUGUAUUCCCUGAAUUGAUAAUCGAUAAUCUCAAAAAUUAUUAUUAUUAUAAUAAUAAACAAAUAUCGUGUGAUCAUUUACAGAUGUUGAUCUCGUUUCGCCAUUACCAUCACGUGAUAUAAACAAAAAUCAGUUUUAAUUUAAAAUUCACCUAGUUUUUUUUAUGCUCUACUUAUAGGAAUUAUUUUAUAUAGUUUCUUUUGGACUGUAGUCACUGUACUAAUGAUGCUCUUUCUGCGAAAUAAAAAUAAAA
Molecule: messenger RNA, 1703 nt
Organism: Rhizophagus irregularis DAOM 181602=DAOM 197198
Lineage: Eukaryota; Fungi; Glomeromycota; Glomeromycetes; Glomerales; Glomeraceae
Source: RefSeq, a predicted model, not a curated record